AUGGGCUUGGUCUACCAUUGUUGCUUCGUAUGUUCUUUGUUAACUCUAUACACUAUAUGUUGUGCAGGACUAAAAGAUGUUGUCAUUGAAACUGAUAUCGUUAAACUAUGGGUGCAACAAGGUGGACGAUUGAAUGAAGAAAUAAAUUUUCUUUCAAAAGUUCAAGAUGAAGCAAAUAGGGUACGCUAUUGCAUCUUACAUUACUUUGUAAAAUAG
Angiostrongylus costaricensis is the source of this 216-nucleotide messenger RNA. The record is from the annotation of a GenBank genome assembly. Lineage: Eukaryota; Metazoa; Nematoda; Chromadorea; Rhabditida; Metastrongylidae.